CGCCAGGGGCAGCAGGCACGCGCGGUGCGGGCCGGUGCGCCUGACGCAGCCGGCGCCUCGAUCCGCCUCCGCCUCCGCUUGUUGGCCGAGCUCGAGGCGCUGGCGCUGAAUCGCGUGCGCCCUCGGAGCGAGAUGAGCGACGCUCCGAGCGAGGCAUGCUGAUGCCUGCAGAUCUCCGCACCCAUCCUCACCGCCCUUCCCAUCCAUCUCGGCUCGUCUUACCCACACACCACACCAAGGGCCACCACGCAGCUCUACGCGCACGGCAAGCGACGCAAGAGGCCACCAUGCUCGCGCUGCUUCGUCGCUAAGCCCGCCGCAGCCGCCAGCGUCGCCCUCCACCCUCCUCUCCCCAGCUCGAGCUGGCCCACGCCAUGGCGCUCGCACAGCCGCGCCGCGGCCUUCCCGGCGGCGGAUGGCUCUCCAUGGUGCCCGAGUCCGACGACCGCCUCGUGUCGCCGCCGCAGCUGCCGCCGCCGCCGCCGCCUCCACCCGUCGCGCCGGCCGCCUCGCUGCUCGCGCCGGCAGCCGGCACCUCGACGCGCGACGUGUGCGCCGCCGCCGCCGCGGCACUGCCGUACGCUCCGCACGCCUCGACGAGCUACACUGCUGCGGCUGCGCUGCGCACCAGCGGCAGCUCCAGCCGGCGCGGCGGCGCCAAGUUCGAAGUGGGCGCGCCCGACUCGUCGCAGUGCCCCACGCCCUCCAGCGGCGCACGUUCCAGCGACGCGUCGCCGGUGCCCUUUGACGUGCGCAGCUCCUUUGCGCCCCUGCCGCGCUACGGCCAAGGUGCGGGCUCUGCCCUGCGCCCGCGCGCACCGGCGCUGCAGGCUGCGGCGCAGCGCAAGCGCGACACAGACGACGACGGCCAGGGCAUCGAGUAUGCCGGGCGACGCUGGAAGGGCAAGACGGCACAUGCCGUCGAGCUGGAGAUGGAGCAGCUGGGAGACCGCACGGUGAUGAGCUACGCGCCCGACGCAGUCUAUCUCGCAAGUCGCCUCGAGGGCCUGAAGCGCAAUCUCGAGGCGCAGGACUGGGAGCGCAAGCCGCGCUACCUCGCCUGGUCCGACGAUGAGGACGAAGGCGCGGCAGAGGCGAAGAGCAAGACGCACAGCCCGGCCGCUGCAGCUGCAGAGGCGCCGGAUCUGGAGGACAUGGCACUCUCCGACGACGACGAUGAUGGCGACGUCGACAGUGUAGGUGCGCAGGGCAGCCCCAGUCCGCUGCACUCGCCGGGCGGCGAGGAGGCGCCAGCGACCGCGGAGAGCAAGCCGUCGGCGGCAGCGCUGCGUGCCAUGUCCAACGCCUCGACGCGCACCUGGCGCGAUGCCGACGGCCAUGCCACGGCCGACUUGCUGCGUGCGUCGCGCGGCGGGCUGCUGCGCCAGCAUCAUGCGGCGCACGACGAGCUGCACACGCUCGAGGGCAGUGCGCUGGUCGACGAGUCGGAGGAGGAGAGCCUCUCCGAAGCACCGGCGCCUGCGCCGACAACCCAGGCGAUCGACCCGGCAGCCAAGCAGGCGGCGCUCGAUGCGCGCCUCGACAUCCGCAUGCUGCGCCGCCCAGACCUGGAGCAGGUGCGCGAACUGCACUGCCUGCACGGCGAUGUCGAUGCCAAGGUCGACUUUGACAGUUACACGACAUCAGCUGGCUUCCUCAUCCGUCUGCUCGUCGACGAGAAGCACAUCUGUCUCGUGGCGGUUGCUCGACCAUUGCCAGAGCCGGCAGCAGCGUUGCCGACGGGCGCCGCACUGCUGCCUUCGUGCCCGCCGCCGUCGCUGGACAUGCCGCCCUCGCAGUCGGCGUAUCUGCUGGCCAACCGAGGCAUCGCAGCCGCCUCGCCCUACCUGGGCGGCAUCGCCGGCGGCGCCACGCCGCGGCGCUUCAGUCUGGCCCACGGCUGGGGCGCCCCUGGCACCGCCGGGCCUGGCUCCUCGAGCAAUCGCAGCACCAAUGGCAACGAGGCCUCGUCGCUCUCCAGUCCGCCAGAGAGUGCAAGCUCCACCUCGCCCGCCGAUCCCACCGCGCCGCAAGUGCGCCUGCAUCCCGCUCCGGCCACGCGCGCCGCACCACCAGCAUCGUACGCCGCAUCGCACUCGAGCCGGCUUGCGCCCGCCGCGCCGCCGCCGAGCAUCGAUGUGUCGCAAGUCGAGCGCAGUGGCGCCAAGGUCUCGCCUCCCGCCGAGUCUAGCGCGCGCCACAGCAACGACGACGCAUACAAGAACGUCCUGGCCGGCCCGACCAAUGCCGUGGCGCCGCCGCGUGCCGUGCGCGUCAUGGCUGCACCGCCGCCUGGCGGCCUGCUCAACCGCGACGCAGAGACGAUCCUCGGCGUCGCCAGCGCGCACAUUACGAGCAAGGCCGUGCCGCCGUCUGCCGGCGGCGGGCUCUGGCCCGGCCUCGAGGCGGACGCCGAGCCGCGCAUGCCGCAUCUCGAGGCGCAUCUCAUCACGCUGGCAGUGGCGCACUCGGAGCGCGGACAGGGUCUCGGUGCGAGACUGCUCGAUCUGCUGCUCAAGGAGUGCAAGACGCGCGCCUGCGCGCUCGCCGCCAAGCCUCGCCGGCGCGGCUCCGAUGCGCAUUCCGACGCCCACCAGCCGAAGCUGACGGCCGAGGCACUGGCGGCGCUGCCGAUGCGUGUGACGCUCGAGGUGCACGCGUCCAACGCCUCGGCGCUGGCCCUGUACGAGAGCAGAGGCUUCACGCGCGUCCAGGGUGUGCGCGGCACCAAGCCCAAGUACUACCAGGGCGACCCGCGCAUUCCGGUGGCCGAACGCCUCAAGAUCGGCGGCACCGACGCUUGGGUGCUCGAGCGCACGGCGCCGUAGGGCGCGGCCCCGCUGCGGCCUGCGCCUUCCUCUCUUCUUCCCACGGCAUUCGCCGGCUCGUCGCCUCGACAUCGACGUCGACUCUCGUUCCCUCGCACUCCAGCCUCCCAUCAUCUAAUCUCUUUAGACGCCCCUCACUCGCUUCUUCUCGUCCCACUCUCUGUCCAGCCGCACAUGCCCCUCUCGCUCUCCUCGCCAUACCAGCCCCUCGCUCGAGCUCUUCGCGAGCCGUCUGUGCGCACGCAGGUGCGCCUGCAAUGUACAGCACCGCCUGUCCGUGAUCAGUAGAUGGUCGUCAUUAGAGCAGGCGCGGGCCGUGAGAGAAGCAAGCAGGGGUCGUGAAGCCAGAAGUCGAUAUCGAGUGGGUAUGGAGACGGGAGCGAGGGCACGAUGCGAGACCAGAGAGAGGCAAGUGGGCAGGAGCGACGGCGGCAGGCAGCACCUCAGUUGUCCUCGAGAAUG
Molecule: messenger RNA, 3290 nt
Organism: Tilletiopsis washingtonensis
Lineage: Eukaryota; Fungi; Basidiomycota; Exobasidiomycetes; Entylomatales
Exons: 1
Coding region: 375-2828 (817 amino acids)
Molecular function (GO): acyltransferase activity, transferring groups other than amino-acyl groups
Source: RefSeq, a predicted model, not a curated record